GCAAAGGUAAAUGGAGCGAUUCCCUUUCUGGAGUUGAAUGCACACAUCGAGUUUAGUCAGUAAAGUAUCCAAAAGACUCUCAAUAGUUUUACCCGAGCAGAUUUACAGUCCUCUCAGUUUCUGGAUUAACUACUGCAGUCACUUUCUCAGCUGAAUCAGUGCAGUAGUCAUGGAUAAUCAGGUCUUUGAGUCAAGCGCAGAACGGACAUUUCAGUACCAGAGGAGUCUUCCCCCUUUACCCGUGCCCGCGCUGCGCGACACCCUCAGCAAAUACUUGGAUGCAGUGAAACCUUUUGCAUCUGAGGAGGAGUUUGGAGCCACAGUGGCCAUUGUUAAGCGCUUUGAGGAGGGCAUUGGACAAGAGCUGCACCAGAAGCUUCUUCAGAGAGCCAAGAGCAAACGUAACUGGCUAGAGGAAUGGUGGCUGGACACAGCGUAUCUAGAGGUGCGCAUCCCCUCUCAGCUCAAUGUGAAUUUUGGGGGACCCACAGCUUACCUGGAGCACUGCUGGCCUCCACAAGAAGGGACACAGCUUGAGAGGACCAGUUUGGUUUUGUGGCUCACCUUCCAGUACUGGGAUCUUAUCCGCACGGAGAGGUUGGCUAUUCAUAAAGCAGGAACGAUACCCUUUGACAUGGAUCAGUUCCGCAUGCUCUUCUGCACCUGCAAAGUUCCUGGCAUCACUAAAGACACCAUCCUCAACUUCUUUAAAACAGAGAGUGAAGGACCCUGCCCGUCUCAUGUGAUAGUGAUGUGCCGUGGAAGGAUUUUCACAUUCGAUGCCCUCUGUGAUGGACGAAUCCUCACUCCUCCAGAGCUGCUGAGGCAGCUGACGUACAUUAAAAACUGCUGUGAUGGAGAGCCGGAGGGGGAUGGAGUGAGUGCGCUCACCACUGAGGAAAGAACACGCUGGGCAAAGGCUCGGGAAUAUCUGAUCUCCAUUGAUCCUGUGAAUAAGACCAUACUGGAGACCAUUCAGAGUGCUUUAUUUGUGGUCGGCCUGGAUGAUGCCAAACCUUAUGCCACACCAGACAACUACACACAGUUGACUGAUCUGGCGUUGACUGGUGACCCCACAAACCGCUGGGGAGACAAAUCUUACAACCUCGUUUGCUACUCAAAUGGGAUCUUCAGCUCCAACUGUGAUCAUGCGCCAUAUGAUGCCAUGGUUUUGGUGUCGAAUGGAUACUACGUAGAUCAGAAACUGAAGGCCUGUGGUGGAGUGUGGAAGGGUUCGGAGGUUGUGCGUGAGAUGCCUGUGCCGGAGGAGCUGAUAUUCACUGUAGAUGAGCGAGUGAGGAGAGACAUCGCUCUGGCUAAAGAACAGUACAACAAAAGUUGUCAGGACCUGCAGGUUGUCAGCUACGCCUUCACCUCGUUUGGAAAGACUGCCAUUAAGAAGAGAAAGCUUCACCCUGACACGUUUGUCCAGCUGGCUCUACAGUUAGCAUACUACAGACAACACGGACAGCCGGGCUGUUGUUACGAAACAGCCACCACUCGCCGCUUCUUCCACGGCCGCACAGAAACCAUGAGGCCCUGCACCGUGGAGGCUCAGCACUGGUGCAGAACCAUGAUGAACCCUGCGGCUACUACUGAAGAGAAAAGACACACUUUACAUGCAGCCGUCAACAAACACAACAAGUUGAUGGCAGAGGCUCAGGAUGGGAAAGGCAUUGACAGGCACCUGCUGGGUUUGUAUCUGAUUGCUAAAGAGAACAGCAUUCCUGUGCCGGAGCUCUAUGCGGAUCCGCUCUAUACUAAGAGUGGCGGAGGGGGUAAUUUUGUGCUUUCCACUAGUCUGGUGGGCUACACUACUGUUCUGGGAGCAGUUGCACCAAUGGUCCGCCAUGGAUAUGGAUUUUUCUACCGCAUUCGUGAUGACAGAAUUGUUGCAUCCUGCACUGCUUGGAAGUCCAAUCCUGAGACAGAUGCUGAAACCUUGUUUCAAAACCUCGCCACUUCAUUACAUGAAAUGAUGCACAUCACGACCCAGUCCCAACUGUAAAGCAGAGCAUUCUGGGAAAACAGUCAAAACCCAGUGGUUUAGUUCUGCUGUUGGACAGACGUAAAGUCUCAGACACAGGCAUCCCUGCAGACCAACAUGACAUCCUCACAGCUUCACUCAUGUGCACAAUUCAAAUAGGAGAUACUCAAUAAUUGUAGAGAAAUACUGUAGUUCACCAAAAAUGUUGUGUUGACUUCUUCUCAAGAGGUUCCUAACAUUUUGUGUUAAGCACAAAAGGAUAUAUUUUAAGUAAUGAGGAAAAUUAGCAGCUGUCGAGUUUCAUAUUAGAAAAUAUUAUGGUUAUCAAUGGUUUCCGGUUUCCAGCAUCCUUCAAUCUAUUUUCUUUUGUGUUCGACAGAACAGAGAAACUCAGUCAGUGUUGUCAAUAAUUACAGAGUUUUAAAGCUUAGUGAACUAUCCCUUUAAAUGAACACAGACAUUACAAUUCUGCCAUUUCUAAAAAGGAAAUCAAUGGUUACCAUUUUACAUUCUUCAGAAUAUCUUAUUUUGUGUUCAUCUAAAAAAACAACAAGUAAAGGGUAACAAAUAACAGAAUUUUCAAUUCUGGGGGAGCUGUCCCUUUAAGAUGCUUUGCAGGUGCUUUGAAACGGUCAUGUGCCUUCAGUUCAUCGUCUCUUAAUCACUUCAGUCAGGAAAUCCACUGUGACUUCUAACCUCCAUUUUCUACUACAUUAACAGUAUUGUUUUCUGUGAUAGUGUCCACUACCACAGGAUUCUCAGGCCUAGUGAGUCCACUAGAAACAUUAACACAAAACAGACUGAUCAUAAGAUGACCUUUAGUGACUGAUGGGUGGUAAAUCAGCUCUGAUGUGUGUAAACUGUACUGAUUUCACAGUUUUAAUGCAGAGAUCAAUGCAACAUAUAAUUAGUUUAUUUUCUUAAUUAGAAGAUGUAAAGGCUUUACACGUUCGAGCCUACUGUGUGUGUUUUGCAUCAAUAUGAUGUAAAUGAAUGGUUUUAUGUUGUGUGGAUGUACAUGAUUAAAUCAUGUGUUUGAUAGGUGUACAUGUAAUUUGCACUGCUUUCCUUGUUCAUGGGAAAUUUUUAUGCUUCAUUGUUAGAGUUUUUUUGCAAUCAUUCCACUUUUAUUAGCAAAUGUUGUUAAGCACGCAUGUAAAUUUGAAUGUGAAUUGCUCAGAGGUUUACAGAGAACACAGGUGGGCUGGAGACCGGCGUCUCUUGAAUAUGCAUUGAUUGUAAACAUUUUACAGUAGCAAACUGAAGUGAUUUCAGAUCUCAAAUCUAAUAAAGUCAUUUUGUGGAAAGCA
Danio rerio (zebrafish) is the source of this 3297-nucleotide messenger RNA. It is a transcript of the gene crot, whose product is annotated as carnitine O-octanoyltransferase. Lineage: Eukaryota; Metazoa; Chordata; Actinopteri; Cypriniformes; Danionidae. Gene Ontology annotation, molecular function: acyltransferase activity; carnitine O-octanoyltransferase activity. The record is from RefSeq and is marked provisional. Gene Ontology annotation, biological process: fatty acid beta-oxidation. Gene Ontology annotation, cellular component: peroxisome.